AUGUUCUUGUUCGGCAUCAUCUGCGAUGUGUUGGGUAGUGCUACCUCAAUCCCAUUGCCAUCGCCGCCUUCUAUACCGCUAGUAUUGGAGGCGCCAAUUCUCUCGUCUCUGCUGCCCUCCGAUUUCCUAUCCAGGCAUGACUUGCUUGCUCUUCAUUUUCAUAUUAGUCAGAUAUUAUGCAUAGCAGCGGGUGCCGUAGGUGGUGCCGUUGCAAUUAUGGAGGUUAUGCCGAUACAAUACAAACACAUGCUUGGGGGUCCUUCUUUGAAGGUCGACUUGCACACUGGAGCCAUUGCUGAGGGAGUUUUGACGUUCACAAUCACUUUUGCCGUCCUUCUCAUCGUCCUUAGGGGUCCAAGCAACCCACUCGUGAAGAAUUGGUUGCUUGCCAUGUCAACUGUUUAG
This is a messenger RNA of Fraxinus pennsylvanica, 405 nucleotides long. The record is from the annotation of a GenBank genome assembly. NCBI's taxonomy places the organism in Eukaryota, Viridiplantae, Streptophyta, Magnoliopsida, Lamiales, Oleaceae.